Messenger RNA from Conger conger (European conger), 3752 nucleotides. RefSeq names its product solute carrier family 35 member A5 (gene slc35a5). Gene Ontology annotation, biological process: pyrimidine nucleotide-sugar transmembrane transport. The record is from RefSeq and is a predicted model, not a curated record. Bases 983 to 2374 code for a protein of 463 amino acids. Gene Ontology annotation, cellular component: Golgi membrane. Lineage: Eukaryota; Metazoa; Chordata; Actinopteri; Anguilliformes; Congridae. Gene Ontology annotation, molecular function: pyrimidine nucleotide-sugar transmembrane transporter activity. The transcript has 7 exons.
UUGUUUGUGUUUGUGUUUGUGUUUGUGUUUGUGUGUGUGUGUAGGGGACGCUGUACAUUAGUCAAUUUUGUAAUUUUCCAUGUUAGAUCUGCGUUUGGUUGCAAUAGCCUAUAUCGAGCAAGCAACGACGCUAAUCAAAGUUCGUAAUAGCUGGUUGGAUCGUAUUAUUAUUAUUAUUAUUAUUAUUAUUAUUAUUAUUAUUUUAUUAUUAUUAUGUUUGUGUGUCAUGGACUCAUGUCGUAUUGUUAACACCAUUAGUAUGUCAGAUCUAAAAUCACCCAUAUGUAAGAGUCUACAACUUCCACGUAAGAAGUUGACUCGUACGUCUUACAUCUACGGAAAUGUUCCCAAGUCAGCUGACCGUAACUAAAUUCCUAACUUACCUCACACUUAGGUUCUCAUUAAUUUGGGGGGUGAUUUUGUAUUCUGACUAAUGUUAGCGUUGGCGAGAAAUAAAACGGUCAUGGAUGCAAACUGGUUUAUUAAAACCCCUUGGAGCUAAAAUAAGUCUGCAAUUGUAGCAAUCUAUAUUGCGUAUAAGAAAAUACACAUCACUAGAUUCAAAAUUAUACGAACAUCAUAAAUGUUGCAUUAACGAAUUCUUGAAAUAAUGUUCUUCAGAUAAUAGAUUUGUUUUGCCUUUUUUGUGCCACCGUUGUUAGCAGUACUCCCCUCGUGUAAAAUCCAGCUAUGAUCAGCUUGAAAUACCAUCUAUCAUCAGUUUCAAAACCUAGCUUAAGCUGUUUUUGUUUUUGUUUUUUUCUGCAGGGUCCAGCAACUAUUUAAGUAGCCACAUUGCUUCUCUGUCUUGUCAUUGGUGGACAUUUUGUUAGCCACGUUAGUCAUUAUUGCCCAAUAAGAGGCAGCUCACACCAAACGCACUUUACCUGCUUGGUGCGCUCAGCCUCGCGCUGCCGGGCACCUCGCUAAUUUUAGGUGUUAAAAAAAAAAAGUUUUCCUUUUUUUUCUGCUGUCAAAUCGCAUGGAAAUGGAGGCGGGGAUUGAUGUUGGAUAUUUAGGCUAUGGUUUUGUCACUAACUCUCCAAAAUCGCAAAACGCGAUGCCCCCUCUGUGUUGGAAGCGGCCCCGUCCCGCCGCGAUGGCCUGCCGCGUUUGCCCACGAUUCUGCGUCUGCUCACGAUCCUCAGCCUACACCCUGGCGCUCGGCUUCGGGUUCGUUACUCUGGGCACCAGUCGCAUCCUCCUCCUGAAGUUCUCAGCCAAUGCAGAAGACAAAUAUGACUACCUUCCUGCCUCUGUGAAUCUGUUUGCAGAGGCCAUUAAGCUGGUCUUCUGUCUGCUGAUGUCCUUGAGGGUAAUGAUUCAGGAAGGCCGUUCAUACAAAGAAUGGGGUUGCACCUCCUGCACUGCCUUCCUCAGUUACAUGAAAUGGUCCAUUCCCGCCUUCCUCUACUUCCUGGACAAUAUGAUCAUCUUCUACGUGUUGACCUACCUGCAGCCUGCGAUGGCAGUACUGUUUUCCAAUUUUGUCAUUCUGACCACAGCGGUGCUGUUCAGGAUUGUGCUGAAGCGGCGCUUGUCCUGGGUGCAGUGGGCGUCACUGGUGAUCCUCUUCCUCGCCAUCGUUUCCCUGACGAACGCCGCGGGCGGGAAAGGGCAGCACGACACCGCGGUGCACGUCCUCGCCCAACACUCCGCCGCGUCCAACAGCUGCCUGUCGUUCACGCGGCUGGAGGCGGAGCAACGGCGCCACGGCAACGGCAGCGGCUGGGCCUGGAGCGAGGGUCUCAAGGGCAACCUCAGCGGCCAGGGCCAGGGCCUGGGCCUGGGCCACGUCCUGCUGCUGCUGCAGUGCUUCAUCUCCUCCAUGGCCAACAUCUACAACGAGAAGAUCCUCAAGGAGGGCGACCAGCUGACCGAGAGCAUCUUCGUCCAGAACAGCAAGCUGUACGUCUUCGGCCUGCUCUUCAACGGGCUGACGCUGGGCGCGCAGCCGCACUCCCGCGCCCUGGCGGCCCACUGCGGCCUGCUCUACGGCCACAACGUCUUCUCCGUGGCGCUGGUCUUCGUCACGGCCGCGCUGGGCCUGUCGGUGGCCUUCAUCCUCAAGUUCCGGGACAACAUGUUCCACGUGCUGACGGGCCAGAUCACCACCGUCCUCAUCACCUCCCUCUCGCUCCUCCUGUUCGACUUUCGGCCCAGCGUGGACUUCUUCCUGCAGGCCCCGGUGGUGCUGCUGGCCAUCUUCAUCUACAACCGCAGCAGGCCGGGGGACCCGGAGUAUGCCCUGCAGCGGGAGAAACUGCGGGUGAUCAACGGGGAGGUGUCCGAGAGAGCGCUGGGGGACGGCGAAGAGCUGGUGAGACUGACAAAGCCGUACACGGACAGCGAAUCAGAGGAAGAAUCUCUCUAACACUGCAGACCAGUCUUCACAAGAGCACAUUUUACUUUGUGUACGUCCUCUCCGUUCAUAAUGAGGGGAAAUCAAAAUGAGCGAGUUUCAAAACGCCCGGCUGUGAUCGACUUGCCAGCGCUUAGAAAACUUAGUUUGCUCAGCUGUUGGAUGGCCCAUGAUAAGUGCGUUUCGGACAUGCUCAAACCGAACUUGAACUUUUUUUCCAAGUUACCGUUUUCAGUUUCAGAAUCUUUACACUAAAAGGGAGAGCACUGAUUAUUCUACGCAAAGUGCAAUUGGCAGAGUUUUAAGCUACCACCGGUUUUUUUUUUUUUCCUUUUUUUUUUUUUUUUUGCUUUGCAAGAACUCAACCGUUCUUUUUUCAUGCUGGGGAAAUACUGAGGAUUUGAAUCUGCUUAUGACAUCCCAAGUAUUUUAAAUGAGGUAUUUGGAAUGAUUGCACAACUAAUAAUGACUGCUGUGCUCAUGUACAUAUUUUGUCCAAAGUGCCAUACAUUAGUGAAUCAAUGCUCUUUGCAUGUUUGCAUAUUUUCGAAACAACGGGUUGCUGUUACAUAGAUUAGUGUAAUGCACACUUGUUUUCAUGUUUUUAAUUGCUUUUGACUCAUUUUGGACAAAGCCAUUUGCAACAGUGAUAUAAUUUGAUAACGAUUUUAAUAAUGCAUGAACUUGGUUCUUAAGAGACUCAAAAGUUAACAUGGUAAAAUAUGUCUCGAGGGCUGAAUUUUAAAACUCAAACACUGUUGUGGGAAAAGAGUUAAAAGCAAAACCAACUUGGAAAACCUGAAGAACAAGGAGGAUUACUUGGAUUUACACAUUUUAAGUGAAGCAAGAUGCCAAUAAGAGCUUUUGUAUCUCGAUAAUAGACUUUAUUUUGUGGACUGGUAUGUUUAUUUAUACUUCGGCGCAUUUCCUGUAAGCUGUGCUUACUAUGGGGGUGAGGAUACGUGAAAGUACAAGAUCAUUUUAAAAUAAAUUAAAUAAUAAAAUAUAAUUGAUUAUUUUUACCAGGGAUUCCAGCAUGCAUCAGAUAAGGUUUAUACAUGAAUGCAUACUGUAUUCUGUGAAGGAACAUAGUAGUGUUUUGGAUGCACAGGAAAUGUAUCCGAUUUCUAAUAAGAAAAUAAUAACCAACAAAUAUUACUGACAUUGUUUUAAUUUCAGUAGUUAAUUUGUAAAGUGUUCAGGGAAAUGCAUACUGAUCUUAUGGAGAUAGUGUCUUUUUUUUUUUUUUUUUUAUUUCUGGGAAAAUUUGAAUGGUAAUUUUUAUACACUAGGAACAAAGAUCUAAAACGACAAACUGCCUGAAAAGAAUGGGUCAACAUUAUGUGCAAAGUCUCAAAUUCGAUUAAAGUCUCACCAUUUGAUUAAGUCA